Bubalus bubalis (water buffalo) is the source of this 2740-nucleotide messenger RNA. Its product is annotated as leukocyte immunoglobulin-like receptor subfamily A member 6. Gene Ontology annotation, biological process: cytokine-mediated signaling pathway. Gene Ontology annotation, molecular function: inhibitory MHC class I receptor activity. The transcript has 12 exons. The coding region runs from base 85 to 1821 and encodes 578 amino acids. The record is from RefSeq and is a predicted model, not a curated record. Lineage: Eukaryota; Metazoa; Chordata; Mammalia; Artiodactyla; Bovidae.
GAGGACACACCCUGUGGUCUGUCUGUCCGUAGGACACCCAGGUCUCCUCCAUCGUCACAGCCUGGACAGCAGGGAGGAGACGCCAUGGCCCCCACGCUCCCCGCCCUGCUCUGCCUUGGGCUGAGUGUGGGCCUGAGGACCCAGGUGCAGGCCGGGACCCUCCCCAAACCCAGCAUCUGGGCUGAGCCAGGCUCUGUGGUCCCCUGGGGGAGCACCGUGACCAUCUGGUGUCAGGGGCCCCCAGGGGCCCAGGAGUUCCGUCUGCAUAAAGAGGGAAACCCCGUUUUCUGGGACAGACAGAUACCCCCGGGUCCCGGGGACAAGGCCAGGUUCUCCAUCCAAUACAUGGGGCAGGACAAUGCAGGGAGCUAUGACUGCUACUACAGAACCCCCGCUGGCUGGUCAGAGCGCAGCGACCCCCUGCAGCUGGUGGUGACACAACGCUACGUCAAACCCAGCCUCUCAGCCCUGCCGAGCCCUGUGGUGACCUCAGGAGGGAGCGUGACCCUCCAGUGUGCCUCCUAUCAGGGAUUUAACAGAUUUCUUCUGACCAAGGAAGGAGAAGACAAGUCCCCUCGGACCCUGGAUGGACAGCGAACCCCCAACGGGUGGAUCCAGGCCCUGUUCCCUGUGGGCCCCGUGACCCCCGGGCACAGGUGGACGUUCAGAUGCUACGGCUCUAACAGGGAUACCCCCUGGGUGUGGUCGGCCCCCAGCGACCCCCUGGAGCUCCUGGUCUCAGGGCUGUCUGGGAAGCCCUCCCUCCUGACCCUGCAGGGCCCUGUCGUCCCAUCUGGACAGAACGUGACCCUCCAGUGUCGCUCUGACGUCGGCUACACCAGAUUCGCUCUGUCCAAGGAGCGGGGACAGGACCUUCCCCAGCGCCCUGCCCGGACGCCCCAGGUGGGGCUCGCUCAGGCCGACUUCCCCCUGGGCCCGGUGGGCACAGUCCACAGGGGCCAGUACAGAUGCUACGGUGGACACGGCCUCUCUUCCGAGUGGUCAGCCCCCAGCGACCCCCUGCACCUGCUGGUGGCAGGAGAGGAGCCAGCGGGAUGGCUCAGAGACAGACCUUCCCUCUCGGUGCAGCCAGGCCCCUCGGUGGCCCCGGGGGAGACCGUCAUCCUGCUGUGUCAGUCAGGAAACAGGACGGACACUUUCCUUCUGUCCAAGGAGGGGGCAGCCCAUCGCCCCCUGCGUCUGCGCUCCCAGGACCAAGACGGGUGGUACCAGGCCGAGUUCUCCUUGAGCCCUGUGACCUCAGCCCACGGGGGCACCUACAGGUGCUACCGCUCACUCAGCACAGACCCCUACCUGCUGUCACAGCCCAGUGAGCCCCUGGUGCUCGUGGUCUCAGGCCUCACGUGGUACCUGAGUGUCCUCAUCGGGGUCUCGGUGACCUUUGUCCUGCUGCUCCUCGUCCUCCUUUUUCUCUUCCUCCGCCACCGGGGUCAGGACAGAUGCAGGAAGUCGUGGGCGGCAGACCCAGGGCCCGAGGACAGGGGCCCGCAGAGCAGCUCCAGCCCAGCCACAGACAUCCAGGACCAGGCCAUCUAUGCUGCCGUGAGCGACGCACACUCUGAGGUGGGGCUGCAGUUGGACCAUCGGGCUGCCACAUCUGAAGCCCCCCAGGACGUGACCUACGCCCAGCUGAACCACUCGACCGUCAGAAAGGGGACGGCUGCACCCCCGGCACCCCCGUCAGGGGAGCCCCCAGCAGAGCCCAAAACAGCAUCUUGGACCCCCGGUGGCCCAGCAGUUAAGAGUCUGCCAGCCAAUGCACGGGACAUGGGUCUGAUCCAUUUGCUGCCGGACAGCUGAGCCUGGGGUGCUGCAGCUGCCGAAGCCCUGGUGCCCAGAGCCGGUGUUCCUCGAGAGGAGCCAGUGCGUGAGCAGGCCGUGCACAGCCAGGCACCACCCUCCACUCGCUGCAACCAGAGAGAGCCCACGCGCAGCAGGGAAGACCUAGCACAGCCACAAAUAAACAGAUUACUAAAAAACUGAAAGGCAUGUUUCAGUUUCCUUAAAAAAGAUAAUUAAUAUCCUCAUAUUUUAUAAAGAAGGCAACAGACUCUCAAUUAUCAGUGAUUUUGAAAAAGAUCAGCACAGGACUCCAAACGAAGGGAGGAACAGGGAAACAACAAUGACAAGGGUAGCGACCACUGAGGACAAACAAGGAGAGGAUAAUCAGAAAAGCCAGAAAGCUUCGUCCCUGAGAGCGUGGAUCACACUCACACAUGCUAGGCACAAGGACCAAGUCAGAAAGAGAGAAGGUGUUGCUUUACCGCCAUCAGGACACGACAGCAGGUCCUUCAGACUUUAGAAAGAUAAAACUUCAUCGAAGGACAGUUCUAUGCUAUUAUAGUAGAAAAUGUAGAUGACACAGACCAAAAGCCUCAAAAAUAAAAUUUAUCAAAAUUAUGGACAUAAGGAUAAACAGAAAAUCUGAAUUGUCCUAUAUGUUAAAGUGAACUCUAAAUCCAGAGAGUUUCACAGGUGAAUGCAUCUGAACACGUGGGCACUCAUGAAACACACACACUCGUACACACACCUACCAAGCUUACACCAGCUUACGCUGAGAGGGGAGAAGGAAGGAAGGGCACACUCCACAAAACAUUUCACUGUGCCAGAAAAACCUGAGACCAAACGGUGACAUGGAAACUACAAAAUGGGAAAAUCUCAGGAAGCUCUUUUUUCCUGGUUUCUGUUUUCCUAAACAAAAAUUUACAAAGAGGAUUCA